This is a messenger RNA of Electrophorus electricus (electric eel), 1164 nucleotides long. It is a transcript of the gene spo11, whose product is annotated as SPO11 initiator of meiotic double stranded breaks. Gene Ontology annotation, cellular component: nuclear chromosome. Gene Ontology annotation, molecular function: DNA topoisomerase type II (double strand cut, ATP-hydrolyzing) activity; ATP binding; DNA binding. NCBI's taxonomy places the organism in Eukaryota, Metazoa, Chordata, Actinopteri, Gymnotiformes, Gymnotidae. Gene Ontology annotation, biological process: meiotic DNA double-strand break processing; reciprocal meiotic recombination; meiotic DNA double-strand break formation. The record is from RefSeq and is a predicted model, not a curated record.
AUGUCUGAGAAGUUUUCCGAGGUGGACAAACUACGAGUUUCGCUGUUGCAAAGUUUUGAAGCUCUUGGUGAAACCUCAACCAGCUACUUUGGAGAUAUUGCUAGGUUUGACGUUUUAACGCGGAUUGAAAAUGUUAUUCAGAAGACUAUUCACAGUUUAUCUAGGGAACAAGCACCCGUCUUGAUCUUGAAGAAUCGUUCCAGCUGGUCCAACGUGAGAUUUGACAAAUCCUUUGGUCUCCUUUUGAGUUCAGAUGCUACUAUCACAACUCUACGAAGUGACUGCCCUUCAUCUGUAACUAAGUUUGCACUGAUUUUUAAAUGCCUGUCAUCAAUUUACAAACUAGUUCAAAGUGGCUCAUAUGCAACCAAAAGAGAUAUCUACUAUAAUGACCCUCAGCUAUUUGGGUCACAGAAGACUCUGAAUUCCAUAGUGGAUGAUAUAUCAUGCAUGCUCAAAAUUCCUCGGAGGAGUCUACAUGUGCUUGCCACUUCUAAAGGAUUUAUCUCUGGUGAUCUUUGUUACUUAGAGGAGGAUGGUACGAGAGUGGACUGUAAUUCCAACUGUACUGCAGUUGCUGUGUCCUCUAAUGUCUGUGGGAUCACAAAUAUUGUGUCAUCUGCAAAGUUUGUUCUAAUUAUUGAAAAAGAUGCAACUUUCCAGAGGCUCUUGGAUGAUGAGUUUUGCACACGGUUGUAUCCAUGCAUUAUAAUAACUGGUAAAGGUGUACCAGAUGUCAACAGCAGGCUAAUGGUGAGGAAGCUAUGGGACACACUGCACAUUCCAGUGUUCGCCUUAAUGGAUGGUGAUCCACAUGGAAUUGAAAUCAUGUGCAUCUACAAGUAUGGAUCAGUGUCAAUGGCCUUUGAGGGUCCCAGUCUUACCAUUCCCUCUAUGCUGUGGCUGGGCCUAUUGCCUUCAGACAUUGAGAGACUUGGAGUGCCACAAGAGGCUCUAAUUCCAUUUACACAGGCAGAUGAGAGGAAGCUUAACAGUCUCAGAAAAAGACCUUACAUCUCUUGCCAGCCUGCAUGGGAAAGUGAGAUGGAACUGAUGAUGAGAAGGAGGAAGAAAGCUGAAAUCCAGUCCCUUGAAUCCAUUGCCCCUCACUUCCUCACCCGUGUCUACCUACCCAAUAAGAUACGUUAUGGAGACUGGAUAUGA